GGCCCGCCCUCCCGGGUCAGCCCCGGUGCGCAGGGCUCUAGCGGGGACGCUGCUGGGCUCAGUGCAGAGCGGGCCCCGGCGCGAUGGCGAGCACGGCCCUCAGUGUCGCCGGGCGGCGGCUGAGCCAGCAAAGCGCAUCCAGAGGCCCGGUCCUCCUUCGGCAGAUGUUUGAACCCAAGAGCUGCACCUACACCUACCUGCUGGGCGACCGGGAGUCCCGAGAGGCCGUUCUGAUCGACCCGGUUCUGGAGACGGCGCAGCGGGAUGCUCAGCUGGUUAAGGAGCUGGGGCUGAAGUUGCUCUUCGCCGUGAAUACUCACUGCCAUGCUGACCACAUCACCGGCUCGGGCGUUCUCCGGUCCCUGCUCCCAGGCUGCCAGUCCGUCAUCUCCCGCCUCAGCGGAGCCCAGGCUGAUCUGCACAUCGAGGAAGGUGAUUCCAUCCGCUUUGGACGCUUUGCUCUGGAGACUCGGGCGAGCCCCGGCCACACCCCAGGCUGUGUCACCUUUGUCCUGAACGACCACAGCAUGGCCUUCACUGGGGAUGCCCUGCUGAUCCGAGGGUGUGGACGGACAGACUUCCAGCAAGGUUGUGCUAAGACUUUGUACCACUCGGUGCAUGAGAAGAUCUUCACACUCCCAGGCAACUGUCUAAUCUACCCGGCUCACGAUUACCACGGGCUCACGGUCUCUACUGUGGAGGAGGAACGGACUCUGAACCCACGGCUCACCCUCAGCUGUGAGGAGUUUAUCAAGGUCAUGAACAACCUGAACUUGCCCAAGCCGCAGCAGAUAGACAUUGCUGUUCCCGCAAACAUGCGCUGCGGGGUCCAGACUCCACCUUCCUGACUCGGCUGAGCCAGCUGCUCAUAUCCGUUAAGAAUGCACUAGGUGGGAUGAGGGGAUGGCGCCUCUCUCCUCUCCCACCCCUACUCUCACCAGCUAUUUGAGCUUCUUA
Molecule: messenger RNA, 957 nt
Organism: Acomys russatus (golden spiny mouse)
Lineage: Eukaryota; Metazoa; Chordata; Mammalia; Rodentia; Muridae
Gene: Ethe1
Product: ETHE1 persulfide dioxygenase
Exons: 7
Coding region: 84-848 (254 amino acids)
Biological process (GO): glutathione metabolic process; hydrogen sulfide metabolic process
Molecular function (GO): sulfur dioxygenase activity
Source: RefSeq, a predicted model, not a curated record